Molecule: messenger RNA, 339 nt
Organism: Symbiodinium natans
Lineage: Eukaryota; Dinophyceae; Suessiales; Symbiodiniaceae
Source: the annotation of a GenBank genome assembly
AUGUUUCAGCGGAACAAAGCCCUCGUGACAGCACACAAUUCGAAAGAAGGCAUAACGUGGACUGCCGCUGUGAACGUCUUCGCAGACUACACAGACGCUGAGUUCAAGGCCUUGUUAGGCCACCGCCGGCUGGGCCGCUGGUGGCUUCCGACACCGUCCCUCCGUCAACAGGCCUCUUCGGUGGUCCGGCGUGCGCAGGAGGAACUUGCUGCGGAAGUGGACUGGCGCAGGAACCUGGUGACCACGAACUUUGUCCAUCAACAGGGGGCUUGCGGAUCCUGCUGGGCUGUGGCAGCUGCUGGUGCGAUUGAUACCCAGGCUGCAGAGGAUGAGCUUUAA